This is a messenger RNA of Drosophila arizonae, 1039 nucleotides long. RefSeq lists its product as uncharacterized. The record is from RefSeq and is a predicted model, not a curated record. NCBI's taxonomy places the organism in Eukaryota, Metazoa, Arthropoda, Insecta, Diptera, Drosophilidae.
AACAACGACAACAAUGCAAAUGUCCACAACAAUGUUAAGCAAGUGCGGCGGCUUUGUGACGCGCCGUAAUAAUCAAAUGUUGGCCAAAACUGAGCAGAGCUCGCUGCAGCCCUCUCGCCCAGAGCCCCAAAGCGAACGCUUACAGGGGCCAAAUGCAACAACAACAACAACAACAACAACAACAGCAGCAGCGACAGCAACUGCAUUUGUCUGCCCACGACUUUGCGCCCAACAGUCCUACAGUCUCCUCUCUUGUGGCAGCUAUUUUGGAGUCCUCUUGCUACUGAUACUGUGUGCCAGCUAUAGCAGUGCACUGCCGCGACGCGCGCUUGGCCGCCACCUGAUACUGCCACACCGCCACCACGUGCACCUGCGAUCAGCGGGGCAGGAGCACAAGCCCGACGAGCACUCUCUGAGAUAUAAGAAGAAGCUCAACUGCACAAUGAACAUGGCCAACUACAAUGCGAUCAAUUUGAGGUAUGCGCGCGAUGUGGUCAUUGGCACGCGGGCCUCUACCAUUGAUCUCAUGACUGCCUGUUUCAAGGAGACCGAGGAGGAGCUGGCGCAACGCUAUCGCUUGCACAGCUUGCACCUGGAGUAUCCGCUCAAGAAGGCGGUGAAUAACAGCCAGUACAACGGCCAGAGCGAAGAGAACAAGUCAUUGGAGGAGGAUGUGCUGGACAUAUACCAUUCGCUAGUCAAAAUACGCCGGGUUCUGGCCAAUGAGACCAAAGCCAUCGAUGCCAAAUGGCGCAACAACUACUUUGUGUUCAUUGAGGAGAAGGUCGAGCACAACAUUGCCAACGUCGAGGCCCUACUCAGCUGCACGGCCGAAGGCGAAGGCCACAUUCCCGAUCCCUUCCAUAACCAUCCAUGUCGCAUGUAUGGCAUUGUCAAUGAGUUUGUCAAGCUGCUCCAUGUGCUGGAGAUUAAGUAUAGCUUGAUGCUGCGCCAGCAGGAGGCGGUGGAGGCGGAGGAAGCGGCGGAAGCGGCGGAGUGAGCACAGCUACGUGCCACAUGCCACCAGCCAACAGGUGAC